AGAUAAAUAAGGUAAUAGUUAAAUAAUAUAAGUGCCUUCAUAUAUAAUUAUAUAGUAUGAUCUAAUAAGAGGACAGAGCGAUAAAUAUAUAGUUGAAUUCUUUUUUUUUUUUUUCAUAUAUGAUAUAAAUUUUAUCAUUUCAUAUCCAUGUCCCUUAUUUAGAGAUAGACGUUUUCUCGUAUUCGUAUUAUACCCGUAUUCGUGUUAGCUGUCAGUACCCGCUCUUGUGCAACCUAGCAUAUAGUAAGAAUUAUCGAAUUUUUUGAGGAUAUCUGGUUUUCGACACGCCAACAAUGCCCAUGGUCCCGAGUCGUGCUUGAGCUUUCAACCCACUGGCCAAGCUCACGAUGUGGCAUUGUGGCCUAUAGCCAUCUCUAAUAUUGUCCGAACCUCCCUUUGGGCGGUUGAGCCACGGUCGAGACGGAGAACCAAACCUUUAUGACAUAUUGACCACCAAAGAAAUAUUACAACAGAUAAGAAAGCGCCAAAAAAAUCUGUAGCAGAGAGAGAAAUUAGCACUACAACAGCAACAAUGGCGUCGUCUUCUCCACUAUCACUCGCACCUCCACUUCGACAGUCUCUCUCUUCAACAUUCUCCAACACAAGGAUUCUCGCUUCUCAUUCUCGCGUCGCACUUUCUCUCUCUUCCUUUCAUAUCUCUCGCCGCCUCUCUCUCCUUCAUUUCGGUGCUGUUGUCUCACAACCGCAGUUGAUUGGUCUUAAGGAAUCUACACUGCCAAGGCCAGAAAAGAAUAUACUGGAGGCUGGUACACUUGGUAAUAUAGCUGAAGCAAGACCUUCUGUCACCGAGGAAUAUGCUGUGGAGUGGGCUAAAAAUGACAAGAGAAGAUUACUUCAUGCUGUCUAUCGUGUUGGGGAUUUAGAUAAGACUAUAAAAUUCUAUACGGAGUGCCUUGGCAUGAAGUUAUUACGGAAAAGAGACAUUCCAGAGGAGAAGUAUUCAAAUGCGUUUCUUGGUUAUGGACCUGAAGAGUCACACUUUACUGUUGAACUUACAUACAACUAUGGAGUUGACAAAUAUGACAUUGGGGCCGGUUUUGGUCACUUUGGUGUUGCUGUAGAGGAUGUUGCUAAAACAGUGGAUCUUGUUAAGGCAAAGGGUGGAAAGGUCACAAGGGAACCUGGUCCAGAUAAAGGUGAAAGUUCCAUUGUUGCUUUUGUAGAAGAUCCAGAUGGUUAUAAGUUUGAGCUAUUGGAAAGGGCAUCUAUGUUAGAGCCCCUUUGCAAGGUGAUGCUUAGAGUUGGAGACAUUAAUCGUGCCAUUAGUUUCUAUAAAAAGAAGGCAUAUGGCAUGGAGCUAUUACGCAAGAUGGAUUUUCCUGAGCACAAGUACACAACAGCUAUAAUGGGUUAUGGUCCAGAGAAUAACAAUGCUGUUCUGGAGCUAACAUACAAUUAUGGAGUCAAAGAGUAUGACAAAGGAAAUGGUUAUGCACAGAUUGCUAUUGGAACAGAUGAUGUAUAUAAAACAGCUGAGGCAGUUAAACUUAAUGGAGGGAAAAUUGUACUUGAUCCAGGCCCAUUGCCUGGAUUAAAUACCAAGAUAACUGCUUGCUUGGAUCCUGAUGGCUGGAAGACGGUAUUUGUUGACAACAAGGAUUUUCUCAAGGAACUUGAGUGACCCAGGGAUGCUGCUUCUCCAUCUUUCUGUAAGACGGAGAUGGUACAAUUUUGAUGCUUGGAAAUUAUCUAUAUGAGCAUCAUGUCAAAGAUUGCUGUAUGAUUUGAAUUUAAGUUUCUUUAUAAAUGACUUGAGAUUUUAUCAGGAA
Messenger RNA from Chenopodium quinoa (quinoa), 1790 nucleotides. Its product is annotated as probable lactoylglutathione lyase, chloroplastic. The record is from RefSeq and is a predicted model, not a curated record. Bases 533 to 1642 code for a protein of 369 amino acids. Gene Ontology annotation, molecular function: metal ion binding; lactoylglutathione lyase activity. The transcript has 9 exons. Gene Ontology annotation, cellular component: cytoplasm. Lineage: Eukaryota; Viridiplantae; Streptophyta; Magnoliopsida; Caryophyllales; Amaranthaceae.